This is a messenger RNA of Cuscuta campestris, 1625 nucleotides long. Lineage: Eukaryota; Viridiplantae; Streptophyta; Magnoliopsida; Solanales; Convolvulaceae. The record is from the annotation of a GenBank genome assembly.
UGGCCGUGGAGAGUCUUCCCCAAUCGCGCGGCCUUUCCCAAAUCCUCUCCGGUCAGCCCCCCCCUAUUCCGUAUGAUAUUCAUCGGCGGAUUACCGUUCUCCACUAGUUCCGAUGGCUCAUCUUCGUCUCAGGGAAACGGUAUCUUGAUGGCCUUAAUGAAUCAUCCUGCUUUGAUGUCUGCAUCUUGUUCAUUUAGUGCCAUUCUGGAGAGAAAAUUUUCUCUUUCCAAUAAUUCUCAUUUGGUGGGAACAAGACAUAUAAAAUGGGUCUAUGUUUUCCAAAGAGAAUAUGCAACUAUCAACCCUUCACUUGUUGAUUCUAACAUUUUCUUGUUGCCACGAGGAAGAUGGUUGGCACUGACGAGGCGACGACGUGCGUAGGUCUUGUCAUACGAAACCCUGAAAGUGGAAUGAUCUCUGUUGCCCAUGUAGAUUCCCCAGAUAUUGUUGAAAUUGGCAUAACCCAGAUGCUCUCCUCCAUUGUUGAUAGCAAAUAUGCCAUCUUGGAUGUGCAUCUAGUUGGUGGUUUUAAUGAUGUCUCACAUCAAGUCAGCGCCAAUUUCUCUAAUUGUGUGUUUAAAGUUUUCAUUAGAUGAGACAGACAUGAAGGCAACAUCAUGAUGCUGAUGUAAUAUGUUGGGCAUUUUUGCAGCCUGAAAGUGGUGUUAGAGAAGAUAAUGAAAAGUGGGAGGGAUAUUCCUUUCCUAUAUGCUCCAAGAUAGUUGACAUUCUGGGGAAGAAUACCAAUAGUUUCAAUAUUCUAACUCUGCAUGUCCUUGAUUAUAACACAAUAAAGGAUUCAGAAGGAAAUGCACGACCAAUGUUCCACGGUUUCCUGGUAAUCUGAAUAUGUAAGGGCGGUGAAUCUCUGCUAGUUUCACUCUUUCACCAUGGAUCUGCUCAUAUGUCUUUGCUAGGUGGAAACUGCCACUGGGUCAAUAUUUCCAGCAACCUUUGAUGGAACUACUAGAUGUCCAGAUGAACUCAUUAGGAGAAUUCGAGUGACAUCUUCAUUUGAGGACCCCAGUUGGAGAGGUAGACUGUUAGAGACAUAUGACACUAAGUCGGACCAAUUCAUUAUUGCUCCUUGCACUUGGUCCACGCGUCAGAAAAAGAUUGCUCAGUGGCUGCAAAGUCUAUCUGCUUCAGAAAUCCUUCGCAUCUGUUCCACUUCACCUUCUGCCGAGCCUCCUGACUUUGUUGAUAAUUUAAGAAGGCAAUGGGACUAUUUGAUCAAACACCCGGAUUGGCGAGAAACAUUCCCAGCUAAACACCCCCGAAUAUUUGUGAGAACAGCUGAUGGGGGUUGGGACAGGCAUCACCCCGCGAGACAAAAUGGUCAUAUUCGUGCAGCCAAGUGAGCGCUUCGUUUUCACGCCGUUUCAGAAUCAUAUGUAUUGUUGUGCCAAUCUAAUCAUCCAAUUUCACACCCAAUGUUGCUGUGAAUUUCUCCGAUCCAACACGACCGGUUUAAUCAACACGGGUCCAUGUAGAGCGAAAAUUGUGGGAAUUUUCAGGUGGGAUAAAAGCUCAACUCCAUCUUUACCUAGUGUUCUAACAUUAGAAAGUUGGAAGAGGGAGGUUUCUAGUUCAUGAAAGAUCUAGGAUAAAAUGUUGUUGAGGGU